AUGCCUAAACCAUCACUACGCAGUCGAAUCACCCUCAAUAAUGGCAUAAAAAUGCCACGCAUUCAUCUCGGUGUUUACAUGACUUCUGGUCACGAAACCGUAACCGCGGUAACAAUAGCUCUCUCAGCAGGAUAUGAAGCAUUUGAAGAGCAAGUAGGAUUUGCAAUCAAUAAUUGGCUUAAUGUCAUUCCAGUAACUGGUUUACGACGAAAUUAA
Messenger RNA from Sclerotinia borealis F-4128, 216 nucleotides. Lineage: Eukaryota; Fungi; Ascomycota; Leotiomycetes; Helotiales; Sclerotiniaceae. The record is from the annotation of a GenBank genome assembly.